Capsella rubella is the source of this 1326-nucleotide messenger RNA. RefSeq names its product EVI5-like protein. Bases 106 to 1170 code for a protein of 354 amino acids. The transcript is spliced from 8 exons. The record is from RefSeq and is a predicted model, not a curated record. NCBI's taxonomy places the organism in Eukaryota, Viridiplantae, Streptophyta, Magnoliopsida, Brassicales, Brassicaceae.
GGGAAAUUCAAAGUAAGCUUCUCCUUGAUCGCCUUUGUUUAUUUCAGAAAGUUAAGGUUUUGGAUACGACCCUCUUGAUCUGACGCCGGAAUGUUGGUUCGUUAAAUGGAGAGAAAAGGAAUAGAUGACAGUGAAACAGGACCAGUCCCUCCGCUUGUACCGGUUGAUAGGUUUGGGUUUCUGAAGCAGGAACAUGGCAAUUCUUCUCCUCAUCGUUUUACCAAGACCAGAUCAUCUAGUAACUAUGACAAGGAGGAGAGAAGAGUGACGAAAUGGAGGAAAAUGAUUGGAACUGGGGGUAGUGAUUGGAAGCAAUAUGUUAGGAGGAAACCUCAUGUUGUCAAGAGGCGAAUUCGAAAAGGGAUCCCUGAUUGCUUAAGGGGUCUCGUCUGGCAAUUGAUCUCUGGAAGUCGAGACCUUUUGCUUAUGAAUCCCGGUGUUUAUGUGCAACUGGUAAUUUACGAGACAUCAGCAUCAGAACUCGAUAUCAUUAGGGAUAUCUCCCGUACUUUCCCAUCACAUGUUUUCUUCCAGAAGAGACAUGGACCAGGCCAAAGAUCAUUAUACAAUGUUCUAAAAGCAUACUCUGUAUAUGACAGAGAUGUCGGAUAUGUUCAGGGAAUGGGUUUCGUAGCAGGUUUGUUGCUUCUCUAUAUGAGCGAAGAAGAUGCCUUUUGGUUGUUAGUUGCAUUACUCAAAGGAGCUGUUCACUCCCCAAUGGAAGGAUUGUAUCAGGCAGGGCUUCCUCUUGUACAGCAGUAUCUAUUACAGUUUGACCAGUUGUUAAGGGAGCUAAUGCCGAAACUAGGAGAACAUUUCACUCAAGAAAUGAUCAAUCCGAGUAUGUAUGCAAGUCAAUGGUUCAUAACUGUCUUUUCAUAUUCAGUUCCUUUCCCUUCAGCUCUACGAAUUUGGGAUGUGUUUCUAGCCGAGGGUGUUAACAUUGUGUUCAAAGUUGGUUUAGCAUUGUUGAAGUACUGCCAUGAUGAUUUGUUGAAAUUGCCGUUUGAGGAACUCAUGCAUGCUCUGAGGAAUUUCCCUGAAGAUGCCAUGGAUCCUGAUACUUUGCUUCCACUGGCUUAUUCCAUAAAGGUAUCAAAGCGUUUGGAAGAAAUGAAUCAGGAUAGUGAGAGAGCCGUAGCUAAACCAGCCAACCCGGUUCAACUAUAGGGUUUGAUAUUCUUGAGCCGAAUCAAACCAAGACCGUAUUCACGAAGAUUCUUCUCCAUUCUUUUCCAUAUUUUUGUGCAAAUUUUAUCUUUCUCUCAUUCUUGUUUACAACUCAUGUGUGACAACAAUAGCAGUUUUAUAUUCUCCAUUCAGCCA